CACACGCGCGCUGUUCACGCACCGGCCGCUCCGGGGAACCAUGCGUACCUGCCUGGAUCUAUUCUGCCAGCCGAACCAUCCGGAUUUUAGCAGCAGCUGAUACCGAGACUCGGAUACUCGCACUUGAUCCUGUUGGAGUUUCUCACUGGUGUGGAGUGCAACGCGAAGUCACCCACUCCUCUUUUACUCAGGGUUUGUUGGACCGGGCCGUGUCAUGACAGUUGACGCCUGAGCGACAAGUCGACAGGUCCAGCUCUUUGCAUCAGUGCGCGCGACGCUCUUGUCCAACAUGAGGAGUAGCUCACUCGGUGUGCUCGCUGCCUUGCUGCUCUCUCAGGUCUGCUCCGGCAUCAGAUGGCUAGCAAUUUCACACACGCCGGCAUCGGUGUACGUCAACCAGACGCAACACUGUAAGAUGCUGCCGGGACUGGUGUCGUCGCAGGCUCAGCUGUGUCGCACUAACAUGGAGCUAAUGCAGACCAUCAUCCAAGCUGCACGCGAAGUCAAGAAGACUUGUCAGAAGACCUUCGCAGACAUGCGCUGGAACUGCUCCUCGAUAGACAUUCCCAUCGAUGCUCCCAAGUAUCGACCGGACCUUGACCGAGGAACCAGGGAGGCGGCGUUUGUGUACGCCCUGUCUGCAGCCACCAUCAGCCACACCAUCGCGCGGGCGUGCACCUCUGGAGACUUGCGGCUGUGCUCGUGUGGACCUAUCCCGGGGGAGAUCCCGGAGCCGGGCUAUCGCUGGGGAGGCUGCGCCGACAACCUGCACUACGGUCUCAUGAUGGGCUCCAAGUUCUCCGACGCGCCCAUGAAGAUGAAGCGCUCGGGGUCCCACGCUAACAAACUCAUGCACCUACACAACAGUGAAGUAGGAAGACAGGUUUUGAGAGAGGCCAUGGUGAUGAAGUGUAAAUGUCACGGCGUUUCCGGCUCCUGCUCCAUAAGAACCUGCUGGAGAGGCCUUCAAGACCUGCGAGAGAUCGCCAUGGACCUGAAGACCAAGUACCUCUCUGCGACCAAAGUGGUCCACAGACCCAUGGGGACACGCAAGCAGCUGGUGCCCAAGGACAUCGACAUCCGGCCGGUGAGGGAGAACGAGUUGGUCUACCUGCAGAGCUCGCCGGACUUCUGCACCAAGAACGACAAGCAGGGAUCCGUGGGCACGCAGGAGAGGCAGUGCAACAAAACCUCCAUGGGGAGCGACAGCUGCGACCUGAUGUGCUGCGGCCGGGGCUACAACCCGUACACGGAGAAGCUGGUGGAGCGCUGCCACUGCAAGUACCACUGGUGCUGCUACGUCACCUGCAAGAAGUGCGAGCGGGUGGUGGAGCGCUACGUCUGCAAAUGAGCCACCCAUGAACCCAGAGUAACCAAAGCACUACAGCUCCGGCGACUUGCUUGUUUCCAGCAACAAGAAGUGGCUGAUUCUUUUAGCCUUCUCCAAUACUCAUUCAGGUGUCUGCUUCUUUUGCUUUGCAAAACAAGGGGUGUCAGUUUUUGUGGAGCCCGCCGUCCUUCUGGGUGUUUCCCUCUUUAUGACCAUGAUCUCCACUAUCCGGGACUGAAAUUCUAUUCGUCUUUUUGCCUAUAAAAGUCAAGCUUGGAAGCUGCUGGGAAUCUCCUUCCUGUUCUUUCCGAGGACAACAACACGGAUUUGGGUGGUACUUUUUUAUUUUUGGUACUGUCACUUUCCCCCCUCAAUGGACUACAGAGGAGCAAAGGAAUCAAAGGGAACUUCAAGUACUUCACGAUGGAACACUCUAAAGACGCUGUGGGGACGAUCCGCGGCGGGGUGCUGCUUCAGUGGAUGGAGCGGAGAUGAACUGACGCAGUGUCUCUGUGACGCCUGGCAGGCAUUUAAAAGUAUAUUCUGUUUUUCAGAGCAUAUGAACCGAUGGAUUUUUGUAGACCACUUUUCUGUGGAUGUACAUACUCUUAUUUUGUA
This is a messenger RNA of Synchiropus splendidus (mandarinfish), 1948 nucleotides long. RefSeq names its product wingless-type MMTV integration site family, member 11 (gene wnt11). Gene Ontology annotation, cellular component: extracellular region. The coding region runs from base 290 to 1351 and encodes 353 amino acids. Gene Ontology annotation, biological process: neuron differentiation; cell fate commitment; multicellular organism development. The transcript is spliced from 6 exons. The record is from RefSeq and is a predicted model, not a curated record. NCBI's taxonomy places the organism in Eukaryota, Metazoa, Chordata, Actinopteri, Syngnathiformes, Callionymidae. Gene Ontology annotation, molecular function: cytokine activity; frizzled binding.